Molecule: messenger RNA, 3180 nt
Organism: Branchiostoma floridae (Florida lancelet)
Lineage: Eukaryota; Metazoa; Chordata; Leptocardii; Amphioxiformes; Branchiostomatidae
Product: serine--tRNA ligase, cytoplasmic-like
Exons: 11
Coding region: 112-1650 (512 amino acids)
Biological process (GO): seryl-tRNA aminoacylation
Cellular component (GO): cytosol
Molecular function (GO): ATP binding; tRNA binding; serine-tRNA ligase activity
Source: RefSeq, a predicted model, not a curated record
UCUUUUUGCAUUCUGCUGCCGUCUCAUAUUGCACCAGGACACGAAGUGGUUGCCUAAUCCACAGUGUGGAGAUAAUUAGCUAAAUUCUCUGCGGUAACUGUCUUCAGCACGAUGGUUCUGGAUCUGGAUCUAUUUCGUGUAGAUCGGGGAGGAGAUCCCAACAAGAUCCGCGAGAAUCAGUCCAAGCGCUACAAGGAUGUGACGUUGGUUGACAACGUGGUCCAAGCCGACGAGCAAUGGAGAAAAUUGCGGUACCAGGCAGACACACUCAACAGACUGAAGAACCUGUGCAGCAAGACCAUAGGGGAGAAAAUGAAGAAAAAGGAACCAGUUGGUGAAGAGAGUGAGUCCACCCUUACUGAGGAUGAACUGGAAAAGCUGACACCAGAAGCCUUACAGGCAAUGAGUGUGAACCAGAUAAAGCAGAUCCGGACCAUCAUUGACAAGUCCAUCGUGCAGAACACUGCAGGACGGGCAGAGGUGGAGAAACAACGUCAGGAAAGCCUGAAGGAAAUCGGAAACAUCCUUCACGCUGAUGUUCCCAUUAGUAAUGAUGAGGAUGAAGAUAACAGAACAGAAAGGACGAAUGGGGACUGCACUGUGAGGAAAAAGUACUCACACGUGGACCUGAUCACCAUGAUUGAUGGGUAUGAUGGAGAGAGGGGCGCGGUCACUGCCGGCAGCAGGGGUUAUUACAUGAGGGGAAUAGCCGUGUUCCUGGAGCAGGCCCUGAUCCAGUACGCCCUGCGGAUCCUGUAUGAGAAGGGUUACACAGCCCUGUACACGCCCUUCUUCAUGAAGAAGGACGUCAUGUCAGAGGUCGCACAGCUCAGCCAGUUUGAUGACGAGUUGUACAAGGUUAUUGGGAAGGGUAGCGAGAAAGGAGACGACCAAACGGAGGAUGUCAAGUAUCUCAUCGCCACGUCAGAACAGCCAAUCGCAGCUUAUCAUCGCGAUGAGUGGAUGAAGCCCGAGGAGUUGCCAAUCAAGUACGCGGGGAUUUCGACAUGUUUCCGACAAGAAGUGGGGUCACAUGGGCGUGACACGAGAGGGAUCUUCAGGGUGCACCAGUUUGAAAAGGUUGAACAGUUUGUGCUGUCGAAACCAGAUGACUCCUGGGGUCUGUUCCAUGAGAUGAUUGGUAAUGCUGAAGAGUUCUACAAGACUCUGGGCAUUCCUUACCGCAUUGUCAACAUUGUGUCAGGAGCAUUGAACAAUGCAGCAGCCAUGAAAUAUGACCUGGAGGCGUGGUUCCCUGGGUCAGGCGCGUUCCGCGAGCUUGUGUCGUGUUCCAACUGUCUGGACUACCAGGCACGGCGACUACUGGUGCGGUACGGACAGACCAAGAAGAUGAAUGAAAAGCCUGAGUUUGUGCACAUGUUGAACGCCACCAUGUGUGCCACCACCCGAGUCAUCUGUGCCAUCCUGGAGAACCACCAGACUGAGGAGGGCAUCGUCAUCCCAGAGGUGCUCAGGCAGUUCAUGCCAGGUGCAAUUGAGUUCAUACCAUUUGUGAAGCCAGCACCAAUCGAAGAACAGGCCACCAAGAAAAAGAAGGCAGGGAAAAAGAAGGAGAAAGUCAAACCUACUCAGGAUGGUCCAGAAGCAGAGAAGGUCACGGAACAAGUCCAAAACAUGGCCGUGAACUAGGGAUAGGCAACCCUGUAGUCUAGGCUAGUGAGAAUUAAUGAAUUAUACAAUGCUGUCUUCCUCUUCUUUAUAUGCACCAAACUGUGUUGAAGAAAAUGCACUAUUUAAUUAUCUCUUGGUGUCUUACAACAUGUGAGGGAAAUUUGGUGGGUUUCAUCAAUGGAGAUCAACUACUACGGAAUGUGUAGGGGCUAUCUCAUUUAUCAAACAAUGGAUAGUGAGUGACUGAACUGUUGUUUGCUCCAAUUACUGCACAGCAGUGGUUAUUGCAUCAUUGUUAUCUUUGUCUAAAUUGACCCUAUUUGGACAGAAACUUGAAUGGACCACAAUUGUACACAUUUGAUGAAUUUUGAAUCUCAUAAUUUGAAGCAUUGCUAUCUCAUGUAUGUCAUACUGAACAAAAUCUUCAUGUUCACAUAUUUUGCUGCCAGUUGUAGGUAACAUAAUUGCAAACACUAGUCUGUCUAUGAUGAGUUUCCUCUAGAAUAUAAGUUCUCUGAACAUUAUGUUCCUUCUCAGAUGUAAGUUACACUUUCAGCAGGAUAUUGGUUACUGUAAUUUAUUGCCAUUUUAUACGAUGAAUGUAUGCAAGGUUUGAACCGUGCCACUGUUUCUGAACUUUACUACAUUUACUUCUCUGAGUAAGAGACAAACAGGUAAUGACUUUGGGAAAAGUAACAAAUUGUGAUUCACUUGCACAACAUUGAAAGAUGAAAUAUGACUUGAAGGAAAGCUUAAAUACUUGAAUAUCUGACAAGCCUCUAACAGUAUGUACCACUUAAUACUAUUUUAUUUGGUUCAUUGGAGUACACAGGGAAAUUGCAAGUGUUAAAAUGUUGCUACACAAAAGGAUAAGGAAACAUGUCUUGAACCUACAUGUAUACACCUGUAAGAUUAGGCCUGAAUGUAGGUGGGUACUAAUCCAUUGUGAGGUGAGUGUGCUAGUCAAGCUGGAGCACUCUGACACUAAAGCAUAUAAAAAAAUCAUAUACCAAAAAUUUAUACCUUUCAUAAGAAAUGUUGGUUUAGAAUCAUGAUAUUUAGUUCUACAUGCAUACCCAAAUGAUUUCUCCAAGUUGUAUCUAAAUGUCCUUUUUCAUACCUAUACAAAUAAGACUCUUAUUUUGACAGGUGUGUACUGUGAUUAAGGUAAAGUUAAACUUUGCAUGGUUAGAAAUUAAAAUGUUAAGACUGAUAUUUGCCAGCAAUGGGAAUAACUUUCCAACAGGUGUAACGUUUUACUGUGCCUGCCAAGCCUGCAUGUAGAACAUUAGAUAUAUAAGAGAAAAAAGGUAAAAUUGGUCAAUGGUAUUACAGAUGUAUCAUGAGGGGACCAACUGUUUUCCAAAAAGACUUGAUUAAUAGUUGAGAUGGUAUUGAUGUACACAUGUACUGGAAGGUGACAUUGGAAGGUAUUGAUGUACUGGAACGAUAACAUCACUGGCUUAGCAUAUUAGCUAUACAUAGGUAUCAAUGCAAAUGCUCUGUUGCCUGUAUGCAAACUGCAAUAAAGGUAAUGUCCCUGGAAAA